AUGGAAAACGAUUCUCAACAGAAAGAUGGAGAUAAUGACAAAUAUUCCAAAAAACCCGUAAACAUAAGACAACACAAAAACAUUAAAACUAACAAACGGUUGGGAAAGAAACGGCGCUUUUCACGCCCUCCUUCUGAAUUAGAUUUACAACAAAUAUUCCCUCAACCGUUAGAAGAUGGAUUACGUUAUGGUGUAAUACCAUUAGAUGGCCGCGCCCAAUUAGAAUAUCAACUCGAUCAAAAACUGAAAAAAAUCCGUGAGGAGGCAAUAUCAUUUUCCGAGCUCUUAGAAGAUCUAAAACAAUACGCGAUAUUAUCAAAAAUUGUGAAGUUGUGUAAAUUCCAGGAACGAUAUCGGAGGAAGAGAUCUAAACAGAAAAUUAAAGUUAAGGCACAACUAUUUCCAGAUCAUUCAGUUUACAAGGUAAAAGGAAAAUACCAAAAUUCUGUUCAUGACGACUUUAUUGAAAAUUUUAAUACCAUAAUCAUAGCUGGAAAAAGAAUGUGCCCCUCACAAGACGUUAAUAUUCAUGAUAUUGGUGUAACAACCUGUCCUUUCAAUGGAAAAAUAUACACCAAUUUCUUGGACCAAACGACGGUUCCCACUGUUUAUGGCAUUGGUGAUUGCGUCUAUGGAUGGCCAUAUGAAAACUACAGUAGUGUAAUAGCAGCGCAGUACCUCGUAAGGAGAUUAUUUUCGGAUUUCGAAGAAACGCCAGAAGUACAACUAGGUAUCAGUACUGUUCAGACCUACCCACUUCAAUACGCUUUUGUAGGCUUAUCUGAAGAACAAGCUAGGAGUACAUAUCGCAAAGUCGUUACGUACAUUGGAUCGUAUAAACCAAAACCUAAUCUCUGGCUGGCGAAUGACGAUAUUUCUGCAACCCUGAAAUUCGUUUGCUACGAGGAAGCUCCGGAAAUGGAAAAAGUGGUAGGUAUCCAUUUUUAUCAUGAACAAGCACCAGACACCAUACAAGGAUACGCUGCAGGAAUGAAAACUGGCAUCUACUAUAAGGAAGUUCGAGAUUUAGUAGCCACUAUUCCUGUGCACAUGGAAUGUGCGUGUCAACUUAACAUGGACAGAAAGGAAUAUGAAAACUUGGAAAUAGAAGAACUUCCGCAUAUUGAUAUUUAUGAAUCUAAUUCACAAAGCAAUAGUAUUUCUCUAUAUGCAGAAACAGAAACUGAAAGUUCCUCAGAUGAAUAUAAACUUUACAUUCCAGAAUCAGUGAGCAGUGAUAAGCACGAUAGUUCCGAAAGUAGUACUGAAGACACAAGCAUUGAAAAUGAAGAAACAGAUACGAGUGAAUAUUAUUCAGAAGAAACCAGCGAAGAAGAAACAUCCGAAGAACAAACAUCUGAGGAACAAACAUUCGAAGAAGAAAUACAAGAAGAAGAAGAAGAAAUACAAGAAGAAGAAGAAGAAAUACAAGAAGAAGAAGAAGAAGUACAAGAAGAAGAAGAAAUACAAGAAAUACACGAAGAAGAAGAAAUACAUUCAAACUCCUCAGAGUUAGAAGAAGAAGGAUUGGAUGAAGAAGAAUCUUUCGAAUCUUAUGUAUCUGGUGCUAUGCAAAUUGAACAAAUCAUCGAAACAGUACAUUCUGUUGAAGACUCCGCAAUACACUCCCAUUCAGACAGCGCUGCUUUGACAGCAAUUACUUCAGUGACUCGAUUUGUUAGCACAUUUUCUACUCCAGAAGAGGAAUCUUCCUACGCCCAAGAUUAUGUACUCCCAGACCUAUCGACUAUCGACGAUUCAAAUCCAUUUAGUUUGAUCGUUGAGAAAACCGUUGCUGAAAAACAAAGCUCAGCAUCAGAGGAAACGUCAUCAGAAUUGUUUCAGACUGCCACCGGUAACAAUUCAGCAUCAGUUAUAGUUUCAGAACACGCUUCUCUUGAACAAAAACAAUUAGAAAUAUGUGAUAAAGAAUCCGACAACUCUUCCGUACAAAGUUUAAAAGAAAGUCAAUCAUCAGCAAAUUCAAAAUGCUCAACCCUAUCAGGACGCAUACUAGAUCUCGAUGCGCCUGAUGUAUAUGUGCAUUUUGAAGAUAAAGCUAGUGCUGAUGAAAUUCGUGAUUAUAAAAAAACGGAAUUAGGUGAAUGGAGCUCCUCAUGUCCGUAUGGAUCAGCUCUUCAACUACAAAUGCUUCGAGCUGCCCAACUCAGAGAUCCCAACCAGAAACCAAGGAAAUCGCCUUGGCUCGCACUUCUUUCAUUAGAUUCAGGUAUACGUAAUCAAAUCAAGAAAUGCCAUUCGGAUCCAAACAAACAUGUACGCUCCCAAAAACAUCACAAAAUUAAUAAAACGUCUCGAAAACAAUCAAUGAAUUUAAAGAGAUCAGAUAACCCGCCGGUUCAAAGACCUAUUGGCGAAAGUGAAGAGGAGCGAAAAUCAAAUUAUUCUUUAGGAAAAGUUGACAAAGAAAUAGAAAGAACUUCCUCCAAGUUCGAUAGAUCUCAAUUUACAGAUCUAUUUAAACGGAAAUAUAAAAGUUGGAAAAUAUUUCAACCACCGACAUCCAAAGAAAAAACUAAUACAUCGCCAAUAAACUUGUAUACGAAUUUGUGUUACAGCACAUUUACGGACGAAGGACUUUCGGAUUCUAUUUCAACGCUUUACUCAUCAACAUCGACUGCCUCAACAGAAUCCGAAAAAUCAAAAGAUCCUCCAAGGAGAUUCAUAAGUUAUCCGAUUAUUCAUGUCCGAGAAACAAGUCUCAGCAAUAGUAAAGAAAAACAAGGAAAUAUCGAUUCUAAAGUACAAAUUAAAAGCGCAAAAGGAACCUCGGACAAUCGUAAAGCAAUGAUUUCUGAUCCUGUUACUACUAUCUCGAGCAUUAUUUUAGAUAGUUCAGACUCGAGAGAAUUUAUACAGAACGCAUCAACAAAGGUAGAAGAAUCUCCUAAAAAUCCCCCUACUAGUGCUGUAACACGAAGUGCCUGUGACAGAUGGUUAUUUUUCGACUCCUUAGUAGAACGGGAGAAAUCCAAAAUUAAGAAGAAUUGA
Molecule: messenger RNA, 3012 nt
Organism: Nezara viridula (southern green stink bug)
Lineage: Eukaryota; Metazoa; Arthropoda; Insecta; Hemiptera; Pentatomidae
Source: the annotation of a GenBank genome assembly